AGUCACGCGACAUUACCUUCAGAUCGGCGUAGUUUCACUUAGUGGUGUAUCUAAAAGGGACGACUUAAAAGAUGUGGACUGUAUUACUGUGUCUCUCUGUGUUUGCGAUUUCCGGAAUGGAAUCUCAGUCGUUCACAAAGCGACACCUGCCGCCGGACAGUGCCAAAUUCUUACGGUACUUCCUGAAGUAUCUGGAGGGUAUGGACGGGAAGAGACGAGAUGAAUUCAUGAAGAAAAUAACAGCUCCCAUUGUGUAUGAUUGCAAUUUUGAACAAGGCUUGUGUAAGUGGUCUCAGAUUGUUAAGGGGGACCAUUUUAAUUGGAUUCGGGCCCAGGGUUCCACUGCAUCUUUUAAAACAGGGCCCACCAAUGACCACACUACAGGAAAUCGUACUGGCUGGUAUCUGUAUAUUGAGACUUCAUAUCCGCGUAGACCAGGGGACAAGGCUCAGCUGACCAGUCCAUUAAUUUCAGACAAACAAACUCGUUGUCUGAGUUUCUGGUAUCACAUGUACGGCACUCAUGUCAAUACAUUGAACGUUUAUGUCAUGAGUGGGUCUUCCGCAUUGGGAACACCAGUGUUGACAAAGAAAGGCACACAAGGAAACCAAUGGAUCAAGGCCACGGUCAAUAUAAAACCCACCAGGGCCUACCAGGUUGUCUUUGAAGGAGUCAGGGGCGCUAGUUACCGCGGAGAUAUUGCCAUUGAUGACAUCAGAUUGUCCAUGGGACCAUGUCAAAAUAUCAGAGAUGUCAACGAGUGUCUCUUGGGUACACACAAAUGUCAUGCGAAUGCCAAUUGCACAAAUACUAAGGGUUCAUACACCUGUGCAUGCAAAACCGGAUUCGAAGGUUCUGGACAAAUAUGUAGAGACAUCAACGAAUGUUUAAGAAACACGCAUCCCUGUUCUAAAUACGCCACCUGCACUAACACCUGGGGAUCGUGCACCUGUCGAUGUAAUAAGGGAUUCACAGGAGACGGGAAGGAUUGUAGAGAUGUCAAUGAAUGCCUACGAGAAGCAGAUAAUAACUGUCCGAGACCUAAACCACCGGGAGUGUGUACUAACACCAUUGGAUCCUACAGGUGUUCUUGUAAGAAAGGAUACGAGUACAAGGGAAACAAAUGCAUAGAUAUCGAUGAAUGCGCUCUGGGAAUACACGCGUGCAGAGGACAUUCUCAUUGUGUCAACACUAUAGGAUCCUAUAGGUGUAAAUGUAAUACAGGAUUUGAACUGAGAGGCACAGAGUGUGUUGACAUUGAUGAAUGCAAAAGACGAACAGGUAAGUGUGACAAAAGACCAGGCUACGCCACUUGUACAAAUACAAUCGGAUCAUACACUUGUGGAUGCAAAACAGGAUUUGAAGGAAAUGGAUAUGUAUGCAGAGAUAUCAAUGAGUGUGAGAGAAGGAAAGACAAAUGUCACAGCCGAGCUGAUUGCUUCAACACAAUUGGGUCCUACAAAUGUUCAUGUCGUGCUGGUUUUGAAGGAAGCGGAUUUACAUGCACAGAAAUUAAUGAGUGUACAAGAGGGACACACACAUGUGAUAAACGAAAUUCACCGAAACGGACAACUUGUACCAAUACAAUCGGAUCGUUCACGUGUAAAUGCAACAAAGGAUUUACUGGAAAUGGACAUACCUGUCGCGACAUCAACGUGUGUACAAGCAAUACCCACAAUUGUCAUCGUCCACAUGCCGAAUGUUUUAACACGAUUGGGAGUUUCACCUGCAAGUGUAAGAAAGGAUUCCGAGGAGACGGCUACAUAUGCAGAGACAUCGAUGAAUGCAAGGAAAACACACAUAACUGUCACAGACCCCAUGCCUGGUGUGACAACACGAUUGGUUCCUUUAGAUGUAGAUGUAGAACAGGCUACACAGGGGAUGGCUUCACGUGUACCGCCAUUAAAUCGUGUAAGGAGGGAAGAGAUGACUGCAGUAAAUACGCUAAGUGCACAGACCUCUCAGUGGGAGGGACUUAUUCUUGUGAUUGUUUCUUUGGUUUCUUUGGAAAUGGAAAAACGUGCACCGGUAGUCGAGGACGUCAAUUUCUUGUACUCUUCAUGAAGAACAUUGAUCCUCCAACAGAAACGAAAUCUAAAGCAAAGUUCGCAGAGAUUUAUAUCGCGUCCGUAGAUAAAUCAGAUGUCAAAGUUUCUUCCUCUGGCGCAUUGUCAUCAAAGAUAAAGGCAGAGAUAAAUCAGAGAUUGUCAAUGACACCGAAUUCGCAGAAAAUAUUAAGGAUAACACAUGAAAUUCGAGCCAACGAUUUCAAAGUGGAGAACAAGGCUGUAAUGGUGGAAACAACUGGAGUGACAUCAGUGUUUGCCCUGAAUCAUGACGGAUUCACCUCUGACAGUACCCUCAUCUUACCGAUAGACAGACUGGGUACCAAGUACAUUGUACCCUCUACAGAACCGCACAAUAGCCGUAUCUCAGAUUACAACAGCCAAAUUGCAUUUGCGGCUGCAAAAGACAGAACGCGUGUGACCGUGACACUGAAACUCAAAAGUGGACAAUCCAUUGAAUAUCAAGGCAAACGGUAUAGGGAUGGGGGCGAAAUUAUGGUCACUCUGAAUAAAUACCAGACCUUUGAAUUAGCACAUAAUGGGGAUCUGACGGGCACCAUGAUUUUGUCAAAUAAUCCUGUGGCUGUUUUCUCUGGAAAUCGAUGUAACAAACUCAAUCGUUAUGGUUACUGCAGUCAUCUGGUGGAGCAAAUUCCACCUGUAGAAAGCCUUGAUGAUGUAUAUGUUGUUCCUCCACAUGUUGAUAGAAGUGGCACCCAGAUACGGGUGGUGGCUGCUCAUGGUGGAUCCACAACUUUCUCGUACACAGUAGACAGAUCCAAAAGUACUAAGACUAUCGGCACAUACCAAAACUUUGAUGUCAAAGUAACAGGAAAACAGACAGUAGUGGUAGAAGCCAAGCAACAGGUGCUUGUUUUGAGUUUUGCUCUUGCCGCAUUCAGAUCCUCACACGGAGACCCUUACAUGACAAUGGUACCCGGAGUUAAUCAGUAUGUCCACCAGUAUCACAUCGCCGUACCGCAAGGAUUUGAGCAGAACUAUUUGGUCAUGAUUGUCAAAAAAAGAUCCAGAUCCAGUUUGCUGUUGGAUAACGACAGUAUAAGUUAUGCAAAUGUCGCAUCAGAGAGUACUGUUAACGUAAACGCCACAAAUUACGUCGUCUUAACCGUAAAAAAUGUGAAGGCGGGAACUCACCGUGUGGAAACAAAGGACAAGUCCCGUUUCGGUCUGAUGGUUUAUGGUCAUAGUCACGACGAUGGAUACGGUUUUGCAGCUAACAUUCUUGGACAAGGGAAAAUUUAAUUUUACAAAUAUACGUCGGGUUAUUUGACUGUAAUUCCACUGAUUAUUCAAUUGCAAGGAAAUUAUCUGCGUCUAGAUCUAUCAUAAAACUGCAUGGAGAGUAAACCUUUCCUUUUAUUUUGACAAAAGUAGUAGAUAGUGUGGUUGAAUAUUGAAUGUCGAUUGAAAGAUGGCUUUGAAUACGUAAUUUCUUACUGCAUAAUGUGCAUUGUUAUAUCAUAAUCAAAUAAAAUCUAUCAAAAAUGGGUAUUUUAAAA
Ostrea edulis (European flat oyster) is the source of this 3586-nucleotide messenger RNA. RefSeq names its product fibrillin-1-like. Lineage: Eukaryota; Metazoa; Mollusca; Bivalvia; Ostreida; Ostreidae. Gene Ontology annotation, molecular function: calcium ion binding. The transcript is spliced from 15 exons. Gene Ontology annotation, cellular component: membrane. The record is from RefSeq and is a predicted model, not a curated record. Bases 72 to 3329 code for a protein of 1085 amino acids.